Vitrella brassicaformis is the source of this 2266-nucleotide messenger RNA. The record is from the annotation of a GenBank genome assembly. NCBI's taxonomy places the organism in Eukaryota, Vitrellaceae.
UGUACGCGGCACUUUUAAUUCGUGUCUGGGCUAGGGCGGAUCGCUUUGACGGGCGCGUUCUCCUUGCGAUCCAAACACACGCUCAUGCAGUGCCCUAUGAGUCAGUGACUAUACAAGGACACAGAGGGCAGCUGGAGCCUUUCGCUCACGCACAGAGGACGGCAAACACGUCACACGUGAAUCAAUCAGCCGAUGAAUCAGUGUCACAGGAAGUAUGGCACGACAGACCUCCAGGGCUGCGACGAUGUCGACUCCUGCACCUGCACACACGUGCACCACACAUCACGGUGAUCAUUCAUUGAUUCACUCAUUCACUCAUUGUGAAUCAGUCGAUUGAGAGAGUGGAUGGUUGGUGUGGCACCGACCUCUUUGAAGAUCUUGAGGUGUCUGUUGAGGUACUCAUCGAACUUGAGCACCGCGGCCACGUUCCCACACCUGACCACACGCCACGCACAUCGACCACACCGACCACAGUGACCACACACACACACUCUCAUCCAAGUUCACACCCGAACCACGCACCCACCUGUAGCAGUAGUUUGGCGCCGACCACACUGUGACGAGCGACUUGUCGGCGUAGUGGAACUUGAUGCCCUCCUGAACACACCAACACCACACACACGCACACCAUUGACCAUUGACCACAGAGAGGCGUGAAGUGACCCUCGUCGGGUUGGCUUGGGUUGGCUGGGUGCGUACCUGUACAAGCUGGUGUGCCCUCGCGAUCAGCUCAAGGUUGUUGUAGUGAUUAAACUGGCACGCAGACCAAUCAGCGUAUCAUUGUCCUCCGUGUAGGUCAGCCUCUCUCUCUCACCUCGCGGACAGCUUUGCUGCCAAAGAGCCACCCGGCACCUGUGGAGCCAGCCAGCGACACACACCAACACGCACGCAAAGAAGCUCAUUGAUUGAUGCUUCUGGGCUUGUGUGCCUCGCCCAAUCGCCCCGACCUCUUGGGUUCACUGCCCAGGUCUCGAUGUCAUCAGGAUCUGACCACACAAUGUCUGGAGAAGGACAGACACACACACACAUUGCGUGGCAUGGAUGGUGUGUCUGCGCAUCUGUUGGCCUGUCGUGCCUCCGAAAGGUCCGUCGUGUGGGAUCUCCUGGAUGCGAUUGAUGUCCCUCAGCUGGUCCACGUAGUGGACGUGAGGCGACAGGCCGCCAUGCACACAAAAGAUGCGGCCGUCGAUGAUCUGUAGCACACACAGAACACCACACCACAGCACAGACACUGCACGCAGGGCAAUCCUUGGUCCCAUGUGACGACGGACCGCUGCGAGAGUGAGGUAGUCGAAGAGGUCUGUGCAGUACUUCCAUGGGUUGGCGUUGCCGUACUUGCGCAUGCACUCGUCAUAAAAACCGUACACCUACAAGCCACGCACACAGAUAGACAGACAGACAGACAGACACAAGCAGAUAUUGUUGUGUUGUGUUGUGUUGCGCUGCCUGGCCUGCCUCUCCCCCCCUCGUUCUCUUUUCCCGGCACCUGUGUGAUCUGCCUGGUCUCGUGGUUGCCCCGCAGCAGCGUUAUGUGCUGGGGCCACCUGCAGGCAUCACACACCAAUUCACACACGGCCAUACGGAGACGAUUCCGCCCGGCGGCGAGGCAUCGUCCCACCUGAGUUUGAGCACCAGGAGCAGCUGCAGGGUCUCCACACUGUUGAACCCACGAUCCACAAAAUCACCCUGAACGAACGAGUGAUUCAGACAUCCAUCGACCUGUCUGUGUGGCUUGAGCGCCUCUGUCACCCAUCAUACCAUGAAAAUGUAAUUCUCGUCAGGCACCUCCCCUGCCACGUCAAAGAGCUCCAGCAGGUCAAAGUACUGGCCGUGGAUGUCACCGCAUAUCGUCACAGGCGUGUCCACAUGCUGCACAUUGCUCUCCUCAACCAAGAUCUCCUUCACCUGCACAUACACCAGAAAGAGAGCGGCCAUGGCCCAGUGCCUGCCUGCCUGCUGGUAGUGCCUGCCUGCUUGUGUGUACCUUCAUGCAGACGUAUUUGAGGUCCUUCUCGGUGAGGUAGCGUGGCGGGUUCUGCCUCAGCUGCUCAAUCCAUUGGUCCUCCCUCCUCGUCACGCCAUUCUCAUGGCCCAUCACGCACGCGCCACACGGACAGACACCCUCAGCCAGUCAGCAGAUAGUCCGAAUGCGGUGAGAACGAUGUACGCAAUAGCCGAUGGCCAACUCAAGCUGAUCUGCCUAGAGGAUGUCUACAGGCCUGUACGUGCGCCUCAGAAAGCCUUGUUUGCUUCUCUUUCAGCGUUG